CACACGAAGAAGAAAACCGAAUAGUCAUGGCGGCUGACAGUUUGUGAUGAGCCGACGAAAAAACAGUGAAGAGUCUUUCAAGUUGGAUUCAAUUGGUUUAAACCAGUCAAGUGGGUGAAGCUCGGCCGACAACAUGCUGAUAACUCUGAAAACGUUACAGCAGCAGACCUUUAAAAUUGACAUCGAUGAGGAGGAGACGGUGAAAACGUUAAAAGAGAAGAUUGAAGAGGAGAAGGGGAAGGAAAUUUUUUCUGUUGCAGGACAGAAGCUGAUCUAUGCUGGUAAAAUCUUAAGCGAUGACACGCCUCUCAAAGAAUACAACAUUGAUGAGAAGAACUUUGUGGUGGUCAUGGUGACAAAGGUCAAAACGGCCUCAGCCACCACACAAACUUCAUCGCCUUCUUCAGCUUCCAGCACCACAGCUCCUGCAGCCUCGUCCAGUUCAGAGAAGCUGGCAGAGCCGGUGUCCACUGACAACAAGCCAGAGGCCAAACCAGAGGAAAAACCUGCUCUGACUGCUGAACCAUCCUCCACCACUAGUGGCAGUAGCGGAAGCUCUGAGACUUCAACAAGCUCAAACCUGAUCACUGAAGCUGUUUCAACUCUUGUGACAGGUUCAUCAUAUGAUGCAAUGGUGAAUGAGAUGAUGCUCCUGGGCUAUGGGAGAGAAGAAGUGGUGGCAGCUCUGAGAGUGAGCUUCAACAACCCAGACAGAGCUAUGGAAUACCUGCUUUCUGGUAUGCCAACCAGAGAUCAGGGUCCUGCAGCAGGACCUGACGCCACAACGCCUCCAGCGAGUGGCGCUCCAGCUGCUCCUUCUGGAGUUGUUGGCACUCCUGCCAACACUGGAUCUUCACCAACUGCUACAGCAGGAGCCAAUCCCUUGAGCUUCCUAAGAAGUCAGCCUCAGUUCCAGGUGAUGCGGCAGCUGAUUCAGCAGAACCCUGCUCUGCUACCAACGUUGUUGCAGGAGAUCGGCAGGGAGAACCCAGAACUGCUGCAGGAGAUCAGCAGCCACCAAGAACAGUUCAUCCAGAUGCUGAAUGAGCCCAAUCCAGACCCAGUGCCAGCAGGUGGCGGAGGGGUAGCUGGAGGGAUGGGAGGUGGAACACCUGGCGGGGGUCAGACGAGCUAUAUUCAGGUCACACCACAGGAAAAAGAAGCUAUUGAGAGGCUAAAAGCCUUGGGGUUUCCAGAAGGACUCGUCAUCCAAGCCUACUUUGCUUGCGACAAGAACGAGAACUUGGCUGCCAACUUCCUUUUACAACAGAACUUUGACGACGACUAAAGGAGCUGAUUUGUGUUUUCACCUUUCUUCCUCCACUGUUCAGUUGCUAAUGUUCAGUAUAUAUGCAAGCAAGCAAGCCUUUUCCAAAGUGUAUUUUAUUCACCAGUUCCAAAUCAAAGUUUCAUGAUAACACUGGAUAAUUCUCAAUUGGCGGCUGUUGUACAAGGACAAGCUGUUGUUAACAGGUUAAAAUGGAGUAAUUAAAAUCCUAUGCUUUUGCAUCA
Girardinichthys multiradiatus is the source of this 1512-nucleotide messenger RNA. RefSeq names its product RAD23 homolog B, nucleotide excision repair protein (gene rad23b). Gene Ontology annotation, biological process: nucleotide-excision repair; proteasome-mediated ubiquitin-dependent protein catabolic process. NCBI's taxonomy places the organism in Eukaryota, Metazoa, Chordata, Actinopteri, Cyprinodontiformes, Goodeidae. The record is from RefSeq and is a predicted model, not a curated record. The transcript is spliced from 10 exons. Gene Ontology annotation, molecular function: damaged DNA binding; proteasome binding; ubiquitin binding. Gene Ontology annotation, cellular component: nucleoplasm; cytosol. Bases 134 to 1288 code for a protein of 384 amino acids.